AUGGAUUCCUUGCAGCGCCAGUCGAAAAAAGUCGUGGACCAAAUGAUUGACGAUGAUGCAAUAACAGCAGACAACGACGAUCUAUUCAAUCCGAUACCCCCAACGCAAGUAAGCGCAGGAAAAACUGCUUUGCACCUAGCUGCUGAAGCUGGAGAAGUGCCGGGAGUGCGACAACUCCUAUUCCCUCCUCCAACUCCUAGCUGCACUCCUAACCAGAAUAAUGCGAAUGCUUUGCAUCACUAUGUCUUACAAGUUAGAAGACCCUCUGCCCAACUUGGUGAAGGCACUCGGACUCGAAUAGAAUUUGGUGGAAAAUCAUUCGUGUUUCAAGGACCAUCGGUUUUCUUUCAUCGCGAAUUACCCGAAGUAUUGCCCAAAAUGCCUGUAUCGCGAUGGACAAAUAAAUAUGAAUUCCAUUUUGAGAAGGCUCCCAUGAUAGACCGCCAGUCGAAAAAAGUCGUGGACCAAAUGAUUGACGAUGAUGCAAUAACAGCAGACAACGACGAUCUAUUCAAUCCGGUGAGUGAAGUUCCGUGA
This is a messenger RNA of Cylicocyclus nassatus, 537 nucleotides long. The record is from the annotation of a GenBank genome assembly. Lineage: Eukaryota; Metazoa; Nematoda; Chromadorea; Rhabditida; Strongylidae.